AUGGCAUCUAGCUCAAAUCAAAGCGAUAAUUCCAAUGGAAAAAAAUAUCCUGCGUCGGAAUUUCGUAGAUUUUUGGAAAAGUCAAUUGCGUAUAUCGGUGAGGUUCGUCGUCAUAAAUUUGAUUGUCAACUAGCAGCCGCUGCAGCUGCGUAUUCACCUGGUCCGCGUUAUUCAGAUGACACAAUCAAACAAUACGCUAAAAUCCUUGCAUCACCAGAUAAUAUUUAUUACUAUGGCAGUGCCGCAGCGAAUAAUGGUCAUGAUCGUACUUCAGUCAAUAAGGUAUUACAAUCAGUUCGCACAGGUGAACGAGUCGUCUUAAGUUCGCACGAAGCGUCACAUAUUCGAGAAGGGGCAGCAUGGUUAGUAAGUCAUAAACAUGAAUUUAGUGAGGGUUUUAUCAACUCGGUAGCGUCACUGUAUGAAAAUGUUUAUGAUGAAGAAGGACAUAAAGUGGUUGAUCGAAGAACAUUAAAGUAUUGA
Messenger RNA from Rotaria socialis, 483 nucleotides. The record is from the annotation of a GenBank genome assembly. Lineage: Eukaryota; Metazoa; Rotifera; Eurotatoria; Philodinida; Philodinidae.